Messenger RNA from Fragaria vesca subsp. vesca, 1207 nucleotides. RefSeq lists its product as uncharacterized. Gene Ontology annotation, cellular component: endoplasmic reticulum; endoplasmic reticulum membrane. Gene Ontology annotation, biological process: intracellular protein transport; endoplasmic reticulum to Golgi vesicle-mediated transport. The coding region runs from base 243 to 911 and encodes 222 amino acids. NCBI's taxonomy places the organism in Eukaryota, Viridiplantae, Streptophyta, Magnoliopsida, Rosales, Rosaceae. The record is from RefSeq and is a predicted model, not a curated record. The transcript is spliced from 2 exons.
AUAUAAAAGUUAAAAGAUAAGAGAUGGAGGAUUAAUUACUCUUGGACUGCCCCAUAUAUAACUUGUUCAUCUAUAUGAACAUGGAGGAUUUAUUGUUUUCUCUUUUCUUUUAUGACACUCCAUCUCUUUGAUUGAUUCCGUUUAACCCCUACAGUCCUUGAAUCUCAAAAACCCACAAACAGUUUUGUCUUUCUGAGCUUUGAGACACAAACACGUUGAUACAUACUUUGUUUUUGUUCAAGAUGAUCCAGCUAUUGUUCAUAGUGAUAAUCUCAGAGAUGGCUCUGAUUCUGGCGUGUUUGUUCAGAACACCAUUGAGGAAGCUGGUGAUAGUGGGCCUGGAUCAGAUCAAGCGGGGACGUGGACCUGUGGUGGUGAAGACGGCGGCGGGAACGGUGUUUGUGGUGUUGUUGACCAGCCUCUACGGUAUGGUGAAGAUCAAGAGGAGUGGAGCCGAUGCAGUUGGGAUUCUUAGUCCCACGGAUCAGAUCCUCAUGUUUAAGCAUCUACUUGAAGUCACCCUAAUGGGGUUCUUCCUAUUCCUUGUUCUUAUGAUAGACAGAAUACAUCACUACAUUAGAGAGCUUCGUGUACGAAGAAAGACCAUGGAGGCUAUAAAGAAGCAGAACCGAGGAUCUGAGGAUGGAAAAGCUGGUGGUUUGGACGAGGUCAAGGCCUUGGAGAAUGAGAUGUCUACAUCACGCUUAAGAAUCAAACAACUAGAAUCUAACAUUGAGACAACGACGAAAGAAGCUCAUGCUGCAGAAGCCAGUGUUGAUGCUCUGAGGAAACAAUCUGAAGGCUUCCUUCUUGAGUAUGAUCGGUUACUUGAAGAAAAUCAAAACUUAAAAAACCAAUUGCAGUCAUUGGACCGGAAAGUGUCACAUUCAGGUAGCAAGAAAGAUCCAUAAGGAAUUGGGCAUCUGUGGAUACUUUGUUUUAUUUCUUUAGAUUUCAUAUUUUUCAUAUACUAGAUGUUUGGGAGUUGCCGGAUGGAUUUAUUUCUACAUUUCAACUGCCAUAUAUACGUUGUCAGUGUGGAGAAAAUGGGACAGAAAAAGAAAAAGGAAACAUGGGGAGUAGGGUUGUUACUUCUUGUUGGAUGAACUUUAUGAGAAGUUGAUUCUUGAAGUAGAAUGGAGCAGUUUUGUCAUGAAAAAUUGUGAUACAGUUUGAAGGUAGUAAAUUAUUUUCAGAGUUUUGGCUA